AUUGGUUAAUUGAACAAAUCUUAUUUUUGGUAUUAGUCUGUUUUCUGUAGGUACAGUCUAUAAAUGAUGUAACACAUGUUUUUGUGUACUCUAUUUAUAUCAAAUUAUGUACCAAUGGAACAAUUGUAAUCAAUUUAUGAUAAGAUAAUUUGAAACAGCGCUGAACGAAAUACCGCAAAUAUUCUCACUUGACCAAUCAAAGAACGUCUUACUAAUUUCAUUACGGAAGUAGAAUCUAGUUACAAGAAAGCCAAGCAUGUCAUCAAACAACCAAGGGCCUGGCCCUGGUGGACCUGGUGGGCCUGGUGGCCCAGGGGGACCUCCUCCGAUGAUGGGAGGGAAUAGACCUCCUGGAAUGCCUCCUUAUGGGAUGAACCCUAACCAAGGCCCCCCUCAAGGAAACUGGGGACCACCCCCAGGAAUGGGAGGACCAGGGAACAUGCCCCCUAGGAAUAUGCCCCCGCCAGGAUUCAUGCCCCCACCUGGUAUGCCACCCCCUGGGAUGGGGAUGAAUAUGCCCCCGGGUGGAAUGCCACCAUAUCAAGGUCCACCUGGAGGGAAUAUGAACAAUCAGAUGGGGGGACCAGUCAGACCACAGGCACCUGCUACUGACAAACCCGCUGAAAAGAAAACACCUUGGACAGAGCACAAGGCACCAGAUGGAAGGACAUAUUUUUACAAUUCAGUCACAAAAGUCUCAAAGUGGGAGAAACCAGAUGAGAUGAAAUCAGAUUCAGAGGUUGCAGUUCCUAAAUGCCCCUGGAAGGAACACAAAAGCGACACUGGGAAGGUCUACUACCACAACCAUGUCACUAAAGAGUCUAGGUGGACCAAACCUAAAGAACUAGAGGAUUUUGAAGCAGGUAAAACAGGAAGUGAGGUUAAGAAAGUUGAGCCAUCCACUGCAGGAGGGACAGCUCUCCCUAAACAAUCCUCUAAACCAUCAGAUGCCAUCCAAGCCGCAAUGGCAGCCACUCUAGCCUCGAUCUCACUCCCCCCUCCACCAACCAAAGCUGAGGUAAAAGUGGAAAGUUCAGAAGAAAGCUCAAGUGAGGAAGAAGAACCGCCACCUAAGAAGGAAUAUGUUUACAAGAACAAGAAGGAAGCAAUAGAGGGCUUCAAGUCUCUCUUAAGAGAUAAGGGUGUCACAAGCAACACAACAUGGGAAAAUGCCAUGAAACUGAUCAUCAACGACCCACGUUAUGGUGCCCUGAAACAUCUUAAUGAGAAGAAACAAGCAUUCAAUGCAUAUAAAACACAAAAAGCCAAGGAGGAAAAGGAAGAGAAUAGGUUGAAGGCAAAGAAAGCUAAAGAGACACUUGAGGAAUACCUUCUUAAUCAUGAUAAAAUGAAUUCAACAGUAAAAUACAGGAAAGCCGAACAGAUAUUUGCUGAUGAUGCAGAAUGGCAAGAAGUUCCUGAUAGAGAUCGCAGAGACCUCUAUGAGGAUGUCGUCCACCUCUUAGCAAAGCGUGAGAAGGAGGAAACCAAAGCAUUAAGAAAGCGCAACAUCAAGGUGUUCAAUGAAAUAUUAGACAAUAUGGCUAACUUGACGUUUAAAACCACAUGGUCUGAGGCUCAGCAGAUGUUAUUGGACAACCCUCGUUUCACAGAAGAUCCUGACCUACCAAACAUGGACAAAGAAGAUGCUUUGAUUUGCUUUGAGGAGCACAUACGUAUGUUGGAACAGGAAUGUGACGAUGAGAAAGAGCGUGAAAGACGUCGCUUAAAACGUCAGCAGCGUAAGAAUCGUGAGGGUUUCCUCGUAUUACUAGAUGAGUUACAUGACCAGGGAAAAUUACAUUCCAUGUCUCUGUGGAUGGACCUCUACUAUACUGUCAGCCAAGAUGUCAGGUUUCACAAUAUGCUGGGACAACCAGGUUCAACACCCUUGGACCUUUUCAAGUUCUAUGUUGAGGAUCUCAAAGCACGAUUCCAUGAUGAGAAGAAAAUGGUGAAAGAAAUCCUGAAGGACAAAGGCUUCCUGAUAGACGUGAACACUCAGUUUGAAGAGUUUGCUGGUGUUAUUAGCACAGACAAGAGAGCCACUGGUCUGGAUGCUGGCAAUAUAAAACUAACAUUCAACAGUUUGAUAGAGAAGGCCGAGGCUAGGGAAAAGGAACAAAUCAAAGAAGAAGUGAGAAAGCUAAAAAAAUUGGAGAGUGCAUUCAAAAACAUGUUGAAGUCUGCAGAGCCACCACUAGAGGUCGCUUCUAACUGGGAAGAUGUCAGGGAACGCUUUGAGAAAGAUCCCGCAUUUGAAGCUAUUGCGAUUGAAUCUGAAAGAUUACGAUUAUUUAGAGAAUUUACAGUAUUGCUUGCUGAGGGUUGCAUUCACAGGCAUAGCAAGACAUCAACAUCUUUUAAGAAGAAAAAACAUAAAAAGCGUAGAUCUCGUUCCCGCUCACAUUCUGACUCAGAUGAGGGCCAAGAGAGGGAGAGAGAAAAACACAAGAAAAAGAAGAGAGUCUCAAGGUCCCCCAGCCCUUCACUCUCAGAAGGGGAACACGAGAGACCAAAGAAACAUAAAAAGUCCAAGAAGAAGAAGAAAAAGAGGGAUUCAAGAACACCUUCUCCAUCCAACUCAGAAGAUGAAGGGAGGGAAAAAUCCAGAAAAUCCAGCAGAAAACACAGGGAUGAUGAUAAGAAAAAGUAUGAGUCAUCAGAGAGUGAGGGACAGAUCGAGGGCAGUGAAGAUGAGCUAGAGAACAGACGUCGAGAACUUCUGAAGCAACUAGAGGCUGGUGACUAGACUUUGCAAAGUUCAGAAGCUUAAAAUAUGUAAUGAGCUGAAGCUCACAAAACAGUGUUUGGAGACAUGCAUGAGGAAUUUAAAGACAAAGGACGAAAUCUAGCAUUUCAUAUUUGGAUGAAUAGAAUUCAUACCUGAUAUUAAAAUAUAUUCAUAUUGUGACAAAUGACAACCUUGUUAAAUCAGAUAGUGUUGAGAUUUCAGUUUCUGAAUGAAGACUU
This is a messenger RNA of Owenia fusiformis, 2973 nucleotides long. NCBI's taxonomy places the organism in Eukaryota, Metazoa, Annelida, Polychaeta, Sabellida, Oweniidae. The record is from the annotation of a GenBank genome assembly.